AUGGACCAAAUGACUCCAGUGGCUGGUGGAUUCUUCGUCUCUUCGGGCUUGAAAGUAUUGUGCGACCCUGCUUGUCCUGCGAGCGCUGCCCCCUCCUCCCCAUCCUUCUCCAUCAUCAUCAUUAUCAUCAUUCCCGUUCAGUCAUGGCUGGUAAAGAGAGAAGUAUACCGAAAGUACCAUGACCUAUCACGCAACCCUUUGGUAUCCGAUCGGUUCUAUUGGGUUUAUCGGUCAGCAAGUGGAAGGACGAAGUGUCUGGCACUUUUGGCCAUGGACAGUGUGGUGCAUCCCUCUCUAUCUGCAGCGAGCCACAGAGAGGCUUUGGUCACACUGCUUCUGUGGAUAUCAUGGUCUAUGCUCCGAUCUGACUUCGAUUCGGGAGCUGCUACGACGGAGUAG
Molecule: messenger RNA, 399 nt
Organism: Aspergillus homomorphus CBS 101889
Lineage: Eukaryota; Fungi; Ascomycota; Eurotiomycetes; Eurotiales; Aspergillaceae
Exons: 2
Coding region: 1-399 (132 amino acids)
Source: RefSeq, a predicted model, not a curated record